Protomyces lactucae-debilis is the source of this 2686-nucleotide messenger RNA. RefSeq lists its product as uncharacterized. Bases 1 to 2484 code for a protein of 827 amino acids. The transcript is spliced from 6 exons. The record is from RefSeq and is a predicted model, not a curated record. Lineage: Eukaryota; Fungi; Ascomycota; Taphrinomycetes; Taphrinales; Protomycetaceae.
AUGCCCAUGAAGCUCUCCCUCCCUCUCCAUCUUCCUGCACUCUCUCGAGUACUGUUCCUACCAGCCCUUCCCUUCCAGGACUCUGUUAUUCGUCGCUCUCUCAAGUACUCAGUGUUUAAACACUCUCAACGUACCCUACCCUCUUUCUCAAUUUCAACUUUUCAAGCAUCCAUCAUGGCCCAGAGCGCGCUCAUUUCUGGAUAUUCUGGAACCGUUCCCACCCUUUCCCGUCGUCGCCAGGCGCUCGCAGCCAGUGAUCGAUUCACCACUGCCACCAACAAGUCCUCCGCGCCCACUCUCUUCAAGGACCUGUGCCUCCGAUGGAAGUUGCCUGGCUCAAACAAGCGUCUUCUCUGCGAGGAUCCCGAGAACUUGCCUGUAAAGCGCCGCAAGAUGGCUCUUACGAGCGCUUCUGCUGUUGACACAGAGCACGUCUCUGCAGAUGAAGCACCCGUCCGAGGUCUUUUCAUUGUCUUCAACUCAUACGAGACGAUGCAGACCACUAUGGCACGCUCAUUUUCUGCUGCUGAAAAGGCGCACAAGAGGCUCUUUCCCAAUGCUGAAGCAGAGAAUGCACACCGGAAGCGCGCCACCAAGCCUGUCAACUCUGCUUCUACCUCUCCUUCGAUCCCUUCGUUAGGCUGGUCAUCUGAUGCCAACACGACUGGUCCUUUGCCACUCAAUUCUGCUCAGCCUCAGCUUGUCGCGUCAAUUUCACCAGUCUCUCAAGACUUGUCCAUCUGUCCGGUUACUUCCUCGUUGGACCAGAUGGAGUAUGACAUUGCUUAUCCGGCUACAAUGCCGACGCCGCUUGAGCAGCUUGCAACAGGUCGGCAGGAGACAGUAGCCCAACAAGCCUUUGGAAGUGUUGGAUUUGAAGCAGUCUUUCCUGCUAGUUUUGAGAUCACCUCCGGUAACGAUGUGGGCAUCUUCCCACUCGAAUGCAACCCAUCGGAUUUUCCAUCUGACUCUUCGGUGCCGGCAAACUUGGACGACAUCGAGUGGUUCUAUUCGCCUCAGCCUACCUAUGAUGCGGCAGCUCUGAGUUUUGCGUUCGCUGACUUUGACGCCAUGGCUUCCGCUGCAAUGUACCCAACUUUAUUCAAGUGGGUCCCUGAUAGUAGUCUUCUAUUGUCCAUCGAUGGUCUGGCCGCGUUUUGUCUCAAGAUCGGGUAUCCGAGAAACUCCAACGAACAAUACAUGACCAGACCAUCACAGAAAAGGGACCAAGACCCUGCACUUAUGACAAACGACGUGACACAUUCUGGCAUUCGAGAACGUCCUGGCAUGGAAGCCCAGUUGACGCAACCAACGCAAAAUUUCCAAGUGCAACGUGUUCCAGAACAUAACCUCCGACGUUCUCUACAACCUGAAUACCUCGCAAAAGUCCUAUCAGAGGUUGUACUGCACAUUAUGAGUAUCCAGUGUUCAGACACUCUCUACUCACCUUCGUUCUCAAUCUCACUUUCUCAAUCGUCCAUCAUGUUCCCAAGCGCACCCAAGUCGCUCAUUGCUGGAACCACUUCCACUCUUUCCCGUCGUCGCCAGGCGCUCGCAGCCAGUGACCGCUUCACCAGCGCCAACAACAAGCCCGUUGCACCCAUUCUUUUCGAGGACCUAUGUUCCCGAUGGAAAUUGCCAGGCUCAAACAAGCAUCUUCUCUGCGAGGACCCCGAGAACUCGCCUGCCAAGCGCCGCAAGACGGCUCCCACGACCGCUUCUACUGUUGGCGAAGAGGACUUUUCCCUCUUUGCAGAUGAAGCCCCGUCCGAGACCACUAAGGCACGCUCUUUCUGUGCCGCUGAAAAGGCGCACAAGAGGCUUUUUCCCAACGCAGAAGCAGAGAACGCGCACCGAAAGCGCGCCCUCAAGCCUGUCGUUAGUGCAUUGCCUUCUUCGCUGAACAACUCUGCUUCGACCUCCCCUUCUCUCCCUUCAUUAGACUGGUCGUCUGACGCCAUCAUGACUAGUCCUAUGCCGAUCAACUCUGCUCAGUCUCAGCACGUCACGUCAAUUUCACCGCUCUCUCACGGUUCCACCAUUUCUCCCGUUACUUCCUCGUUGGACCAGGUCGAAUUUGACUUUGCUUAUCCUACAACGUUGCUCACGCCAUUUGAGCAGAUUGCACCGAGUCGGCAGGAGACAGCAGCUCAGCAAGCGUUUGGAAUCGUUGGAUAUGAAGCAGGUUUUAAUGCCAGCUUUGAGAUCACCACCGGUAACGACGUGGGCAACUUCCCACUCGAAUGCAACCCAUCGGGUUUGCCAUCUGACUCUGCGCUGCCGGCAAACAUGGAUGACAUCGAGUUGUUCUUCUCGUCUCGGCCCACUUACGAUUCGGCAGCCAUGGCAAAUCUUUCGCUCGCUGAACUUGACGCCAUGGCUUCUCUGCGAUGUACUCGGUCAGUCAGAUCUAAACCUGCUCUCCCUGUUGCAGCUCAGCGCACGCCAUAUCGUCAAAUUCAGCGAGCGCAAGACUCACCUUAGCUGUUGAUCAUAGGUGGGCUUCGGCGAGAAGACCACUCGAUGUCAUCCAAGUUGGCCGGCAGCGCAGAGUCAGAUAGCAAAUCCGAUGGAUACUUUUCGAGUGGGAAGAAGGCCGAAUCAUUACUGCUGGUGGUCUCAGAGCUGUCAGGAAAGACUGCGUUAUAUUCAACGUUUCCAAACAUUUCUCUCGCUGCUAUCUCCA